AUGAGAGGCUACAUAUUACUUUUAGCAGCUGUUUCUCUUACGUCUCGCGUCGUGCUAUCGAUCGAUAAUACCCCAGUUAAUGGAAAAAAUUACAAAAAAGAAAAUGAAGAUUCCCAAAAUGGUGAUGAAAUGAAUAAUAUGAUGACCACUAAUGAAGAGAGUGGAAAGAAGAACAUACUUUUUAGCGGACAAGGCAUAACCAAAUAUUUUAAAAAUAUUAUAGACGAAUUUAGCACUGAUUCAAAUGAUGAACAUAAGGAAGAAGCAAAAAUUUCAAGUUCAAACGAUUCAACAUCUAAUGGUACAAAUUCUUCCGAAACAGAGGAAUCUUCUUCGAAUCAAAAAAUUCAAGGAGAAAGUUUCGGAUCACCUUACUUGAAAUAUUCAGAUGAACUUUAUGAAGAUAUUAUGUUAAGCUUAAAUAAGAAAGAUGAUCAUAAUGGUAAGGAUUAUGAUGAUAAAUAUAAACAGUUUAAAAAAGAUUACGACAUGUUUAUUUCGUUAAGUAAAGAAGAAUAUGAAAUUAUCGAAAAGCUCGUUGAUGCAUUUUCUAUGCAUAACGAUGCAAUCGAUGAAGAUGCAGAUUCGGUAUAUGAAGCAAUUACAAAAUCCAUUACUGAUCCGAAAUUCCGACAAGAUUUUAAAGAUUUCAUGGAUGGUAUUUAUUCCUAUGCAAAGCGUAAAAAUAACAUGAGAGGUGGCAAAACAACAGAACUUAAAAUGUAUCUAAAUCUAUUCGAAAAUGUCAUUAAUUUGCUUAACAUGCUAUAG
Molecule: messenger RNA, 771 nt
Organism: Plasmodium gonderi
Lineage: Eukaryota; Apicomplexa; Aconoidasida; Haemosporida; Plasmodiidae
Product: merozoite surface protein 7
Exons: 1
Coding region: 1-771 (256 amino acids)
Source: RefSeq, a predicted model, not a curated record